Messenger RNA from Anisakis simplex (herring worm), 165 nucleotides. NCBI's taxonomy places the organism in Eukaryota, Metazoa, Nematoda, Chromadorea, Rhabditida, Anisakidae. The record is from the annotation of a GenBank genome assembly.
AUGGCAAGGCAUAUGAUGCAAUAUCAGUACAAUCAACCUCGAGGAGAACUGGAGCAAUGGGGUCCUUUCUUGAUCGGGCUCCAGUAUGUCAACGGACAGUGGGCAUGGACUGACGGCACAGCGACCGACUACUAUCGUUGGUAUGCGGAAAAAGGAGGUUCGUGA